AAUAAUUAUUAUUUUCUGCUUAGAUGUUAAAUCAUUUCUAAUGAGUGCUAAUCAUGAUCAAUACUGACCUUGAACAUUUUAAUUAUGAAGUCAGAGAAGAUUUUGACAUUGACGAUGGAAACGAUGAUGGAGAUGAUGAGUUUGAAAAGUUGCAAAAUUACAUUCAUGAACAUGCACCACCCUCCGAACGAUGGUAUCAUGGUCGGUUAGGUCGAAAAGAUGGUGAAGAUCGCCUCCUGGCACAUGGAAAAUCUUGCUGUUAUUUGGUUCGUGAAAGUGAUCGCAAGCAAGGAGUGUACUCUCUGUCUUACCUCAGUUUGGCGGGACACAUUAGCCAUUUUAGAAUUACUGCCAUCUGCGGUGACUAUUAUAUAGGUGGAAGGCAAUUUCAUUCUCUUCAACAUUUAAUUGGUUACUAUUCGACCUAUGGUAGUUUAAUGAAAGAUGAAAGGUUAAAGGAGCCAGUUGCACCAUCUGAACCAGUGCAUUUAGGCUACAGACUCAUUGCAAAAUUUCCAUACAAAGCAACUGCAGACACAGACGAGUUAAGUUUUAAUAUUGGUGAUGUCUUUUCUGUUCAAAAUGUUUUGGAUGAAGACUGGUUAUGGGUUGUCAGUCAAAAAGACAACAAAAGUGGACUGGUACCAAAAGCUCUCACUGAAGAAGUGGACUCAUCAGCUGAUCCUUUUGAAGGAAGGAGUUGGUUUUGUUCUGUUAGUAAAGCAGAUGCACAAACAAUAUUAAUAAACUAUGGUGAUGUUGGGAAUUUUCUGAUACGACCAAGUGAUAUGCCAGGUGAUUAUUCAAUAUCUUUGAGAGAUCAAACUGGUGUUUCACGGUUUCGUAUCCAACGGCAAGGCCAAAGAUUUAUUAUUGGUGGUCGUCCAUUUGAUAGCAUCGAGGCAAUCAUAAAGCGAUAUAAUAAAGAACAGUUAGCAGAGGGUGUGUCCCUCCACUCACCUCUUGACAGAUCAAAAUAUGAAGCCUUCUAUCGUAACUUGAAAGGAUCGAUACGAAGGUCAGGGCCUGAUCUAAUGGAUGGAACAGUGCCACGAAUUAAACCACUUCGAAUAAAUUCGAGAAUUGCAAACUCUUCAAAUAUCACAAAAAGUGGCUACCUAAUAAAAAGAGGGCACAGAAACAGAUGGAAAAAACUGUAUAUGGUGUUGCGUGGUGAAGAACAACAGUUGCUGUAUUUUGACAAUGAAAAAAGAACAAAACCAAAAGGGUUGUUUGAUUUGACUUAUGCUGUUGUAUAUCAUGUGCACGAAAGUUUAUUUGGCAGGCCAAACUGCUUUCAGAUAGUCGUCAGAGCAUUAAACGAGAUGCAAACAUAUUUUUUGUGUGCAGAAACAAGUGACUCAGCACAGGAAUGGUUAGAUGUGGUCACACAAUAUUGUGGUAAUAUGCGUAACUCUAAUAAUGCUUCUGGACAAAAUGUAAAAGAAUUGAAGAGUUUAGAAUUAAGCAUAUGUCAUGCGCAGAAGAUUCCAACAAAUAAAGUACCCCAUCCAUACUGUGUCGUGUCCCUGAAUGAUGUGAAAACAUGUAGAACGAAGUCUCAGGAAGCACCAGAGCCAGUGUUUGAUGAGGAUUUCAAAUUCAAUGACCUUCCGAAUGACAUAACCUCGUUUACUGUUGCGAUAUACAAUCGUCAAAGAAGUCCAUACAAGGACAAAGAAAUGGGAAGGGUGACUGUUUAUUUAAAUACAUUGGAACCAGGAAAAGUACUUGACCAAUGGUUUGUUCUGGGCUCUUUACAACACAAAUCUGAAAUUGGAAGUAUCAGAUUAACUGCAAAAUUUGUGCAUGAAAUUAUAAUGCCUGACGAAGAAUAUGGAAAGUUGCUGGAGAUCCUACUCAGUAGAGAUUACCACAUGGUGCAGUACCUUGGUGAAGUGUCCAAGGAUUUAAAUUCGCUAGCGUAUACCUUAUUAAGAAUAUUUCGGAAAGAUAACAAUGAAUUAAAUUUAAUUAAAACCAUAACAACAAGGGAGCUACAUACAAAAGAGAAAAAAGAAACUUUAUUUCGUGGAAACACACUCUCGACGAAACUUCUCGACCAGUACAUGAAGAUGAUCGCCAUACCAUACUUGCAAGAUACGAUUGGAAGUGUUAUAUUAAAGAUUAUGGAGAGCAAGCAAUGCUGCGAGCUUAAUCCAUCAAAAGUAGAGAAAGGAUCGAACGUGGCAGAGAAUUUGCAGCAACUCAUUAAAUUCCUGGAGGAAAUAACUAGUAAUGUAUUCAACUCUGCACAGUCUUGUCCAAAACCGUUACGAUAUUUGUUUCAUUGUCUUCAACUGGAGGCUGCUAAGAAAUGGCCAGAAGAGCAAUACAUCCAAUCACGAGUUGUCAGUGCAUUUUUAUUUUUACGUUUGAUCGUUCCUGCUGUGCUAAAUCCGAAGAUGCACAACUUAGUUCAUGAAUCUCCUUCGCAGAUGUCGUCAAGGACGUUGACACUGGUGGCAAUGUGUUUACAAAAACUCGCCAACUUGGUGGAGUUUGGAUUUAAAGAGCCCUACUUGGUGGCAGUGAAUCCGUUUCUUCAGAAAUAUAGAAAAAAGAUGGUGGACUUCCUGGAUGAAAUUGCAAACCAAUCGGAAACGCCUAAAAAUACGGAAAUACUAAAGCAUGACUUGGCACGUGACCUGGCAGCUAUACACGAGACUUGUAUCAAGCACGAACAUCAGCUGGUAAAGCUCAGUUCCACUCAGCCCAAUGUGAAAAUACUUCUGGCUAUCGUGGAAGGUAUCAAACGACAGAAAGAGCAGUAUAUGAAGCAAGGAGAAUCUGUUUGUGAUGAGUUCGCCGUUUAGCAGCAUCACAUCGCUACCCAGAAAUUAUCUUCAUGUUUUUUUCAAAGAUAGCGUGGUAUCGAUAAAGUUUAAGAACGAAGGUGCUUCAUGAGUUACAAGAAAACUUUUUAUAUUAUUGAACAUAGCGUUUAUAUAUACAAUAUAUUGUAAAAAAAAUUACUGAGUAUUUCGCGCCGUCGUAUGUUUGCGCGAGUGAGCUUAAAAACAACAUUUCAGUUUAUGCGGUACAAAACUCGAAUUGCAGCAUUAUCUUAACUGCUAAACUAAUUUUAGAAAGUCUUCAGUUUCCGUUCUGUUUAGGUAGAAAAGGGGGGAGGGGAAACCGCCCUGGCGUUGUGGUUUGCCGAACAUAAAAGACCAACCUGGUUUUUUGCUAUAUUUUGCUUAGGGUAAAUUUUUCCUUUGGCGUAUAAUUUUGUUUCCCACAAGCUAAUCCAAAGGCAAGAAUAUUUUUUACGAAAAUAUCCUUUAAAUAUAAAGUUUAUUUUUUUAACGUUUAAAAUUAUUUUUUUAUUAUUGUUUUCUAACUUUUCGUAUGUUUAAAUUUUAUAGUUACAUUUGAUGCAAAGCUAUUUUGUAGUUUUGGUGAUUAUUCGGAUGUUUUUUUUUAACUAUUACUAAAGUGGAAUUUUUAUUUAGUUGAAAUGUUUGAAUGAUAAUUUUUCUUAUGGAGAAUAUAUUGUGAAAUAAAGCG
Hydractinia symbiolongicarpus is the source of this 3510-nucleotide messenger RNA. RefSeq names its product ras GTPase-activating protein 1-like. The record is from RefSeq and is a predicted model, not a curated record. Gene Ontology annotation, biological process: regulation of GTPase activity. The transcript is spliced from 25 exons. Gene Ontology annotation, molecular function: protein binding. Lineage: Eukaryota; Metazoa; Cnidaria; Hydrozoa; Anthoathecata; Hydractiniidae. Bases 54 to 2816 code for a protein of 920 amino acids.